Molecule: messenger RNA, 2700 nt
Organism: Crotalus tigris (Tiger rattlesnake)
Lineage: Eukaryota; Metazoa; Chordata; Lepidosauria; Squamata; Viperidae
Product: sterol O-acyltransferase 2-like
Exons: 16
Coding region: 137-1780 (547 amino acids)
Biological process (GO): cholesterol metabolic process; cholesterol efflux
Cellular component (GO): endoplasmic reticulum membrane
Molecular function (GO): cholesterol O-acyltransferase activity; cholesterol binding; fatty-acyl-CoA binding
Source: RefSeq, a predicted model, not a curated record
CUGUCUCUACUUGAUAAGUGUUGCCUUAUCUGUUCAAAGUUCUAACUCCAGAGGCUUUAAUUCUUUCCCUGGUGAGUUAGUUGUCCAACUGCUGGGCUAGAGUGUGAAACUAACCUAAGAAACUCUCAGAGCCAUCAUGGAAAUGAACACUGGAGGCAUGAGGCAAAGAAGCUCUCGGGAGCAGACCAGGGGAGAAGAGGAAACACAAUUACUCAAUGGAGAGGAUGAACACCUGGAGAAUGUCAUUGCCCACAGCCAAUGGAAGAGACACCUGGAGGUAAUGAAGGUGAAUGUCCUGGAACAGGUACACAAUCAGCUGAGUGAUCUCUUGGACAAGACCUUGGAAGAAGCAGCUCAUUCCAUACCCUGGCAUUUGAGGGUGGCCCCAGCAAAGAAGCAAAGCAGAGAGAAAGGUCAGCUACUGAAGAAGAAAGUCUUUGUCCCUCAACAGUCAUUGUAUGACACGCUCAUGGAAGUGGAAGAUUUCUGCCCAAUCCGACACAUAUUUGUGGCCAUGCUCUGUAUCUUUGUGCUCAAACAAAUCAUUGGGGAUUCCAUCGACGAAGGACGAUUCCAUCAACGGUUUGGCAACCUUCUGCGAGUCCCCGGACCCUGCUGCUUCUUCUCCCAGGUUCUUGUUUUGGAUUUCGAUCUCAUUAUCAGUAGCUUUCGACAACUCCCCACAGCACUCUUUGCCUGGCUCUGCAUGUUCCUCUACACCUUAUGUGUGCCCUACCAGGCCCUGCAAAUAUGGUCAGGCUGCUUGAAGAUGACCAGGUUCCCCAACCUCUUGACAGUCACCUUGGUGGUGCUGGUGCUGCUCUGCCACACUGCAAUGCUGGGCUUCUUCCCCCUCUAUAUCCUUCUCUCCUGUGAUUUGGGAAUUGCCUCCCGUUUUAUUGUCCUCUCUGAGCAGAUCCGGUUCCUGAUGAAAAGCCACUCAUUUCUGCGAGAAUCGAUGCCCCCUCUUCUCCAUGCCAGGGACCAAGUUGGGAAGAUAAGCCCUCCUGAAUUAUCAACCUACUUGUAUUUUCUCUUCUGCCCUACUUUGAUCUACAGAAAGAGCUAUCCGAGAGAUCCAUACAUCCGCUGGAGUUACGUCAUCCAAAAAUUGGUUGAGUUCCUGGCGAGUAUAUAUUUUGUGAAUUUCCUUAUGAAAUACUCCUUCAUUCCUAUGUCCAAAAACAUGCAUAAGCAGCCCUUCACCAUCAAAAUCCUGCUACUUUCCAUCUUUGAUUCAGUAGUACCUGGGAUAACUUUGGGAAUCAUGAUGCACUAUUUCUUCCUGCACUGCUGGCAAAACAUGUUUGCCGAGAUCCUGCGCUUUGCAGACCGUUCUUUCUACAAGGACUGGUGGAAUUCCAGAUCAUUCUCUGGAUUCUUUCGGACAUUGAAUGUGAUUGUACACGACUGGCUGUACUAUUAUAUUUAUCAAGAUAUUCUGCGGCUGUUUGGAGGGAGAGCCCGAGGUGGAGCUAUGCUGAUUGUCUUCCUUCUCUCAGCGGUUGUCCAUGAAUACCUAUUCACCUUGGCCUUUAGCAUGUUCUUUCCUGUCAUGUUUGUGCUAUUUGCCACGAUAGGAGUGUUGCUUAACUUUGUUCUCAAUGAUAAGAGAAAAAACCCUGUCUGGAACAUCAUCAUAUGGAUAGGCCUCAUUUUGGGCACGACCACCUUUUUCUCAUUAUACAGCCAAGAGUGGUUCGCACGUGCCCACUGUCCACUCAAGGAGAAGACCUUCUGGCAGCUAGUGACUCCACGUUCCUGGUCUUGCCACCAAUAAGCAGCUAUUUCCAGCCUACCCUAUCUUACUUUGCUUCAAAAAAGACUUCUGACAAAGAUAGCACAUUACUCUGCUGCUGUGGCAAGAAGGACUCUCAGCACAUCCACCCCCUCCAUGAAAAGCUGUAUUUGGCAAUUCCUCACCUGAAGGUGCUAAAAUUUGGUUUGCAGGUUCAAAGUCUCUCCCCUAAUGGAGACAAAGAAAUGUAGCAUUUAAUAAAACAUAUAUAAAGAUCCAUGCUGUGUCAAGUACACCUCCUAGCUUUAAUCCAAACUCUGUUGCUUUUAAAUCAAUAGGCAGCUUUCCAGAUACUGGUGAAAUCCAGCUCCCAUUAGCUCCAUUGAUGAGGAAUGAUGGUUACUUAGAGUGCAACAAUACCAGAAGUACUGCUUAUAUUUCCUACUAUUAGACUUUCAUUCAACAUUCACUCUAACAGUGAAUGAAAGGAGCCUGACGUACCACCAGCAGUAUCCAUUCAAUGCCUACUGUAUUGUGUGAAUGAUUUUUGAAACUAUAUUUGGAGAAAGGGGAUCCCCAAACCACAAGAGAAUAAACUGCAAUAUGAGACAAGGGUAAAGCCAUCUGCUCACCAUGCCAUGUUUCUCAUCCAAUGAGAAAUACAGUAUAAUAUUUAAAAAAAAACCUUUGGUCACAAUCCUGAUAGUGCUUCAAUUGCUUCUCUCAAUGUAACAAGAAAGUGACAUCUUUUGUUUCACUGCAGAGGCUGAAGCAUUGUCUGCAGAGUAUUUGGAUGUGUGCACAGCAUUCAAUCAUGUGGAUUUUAUUCAAAAUGAUGCUAAAUAGGCAAUCAAGAGAACAUUCUUAUUGUUAGCACAAGAUUUGUUUAGCUGAUUCUACAAUUAUGUUUUUAAUAUUGGAGGAAAGGGCAGGCACUUUGAAUAAAAGUGUAUUGACAUUCA